This is a messenger RNA of Porites evermanni, 465 nucleotides long. The record is from the annotation of a GenBank genome assembly. Lineage: Eukaryota; Metazoa; Cnidaria; Anthozoa; Scleractinia; Poritidae.
CUGUUUCUACACCAUGGACCGGCGAAAGAAGGUGGUGCGCGAGUUGAAAGGGCUACCCAAAUGCGACCUGACAGGUUUCCCACAACACCUGGGCGAGGACCGUUGGUGGAACCAAGUGGUGGUGCGGUUGCACGCCCCAAGAAAAAAUGGCUGCCACCACUGCCACCGCCUCACGGAUCACCGGUUAUCGGUGAGUAAAAAUGUGUUUUGAAUCUUCUUCUUCUCAUGACCUUGACUUUGAGAAUUUUUUUUUCUGAGUUUCAGAUUGGCAUGAUGGUGGAAAUGGCGCGUCAACCCCCCAAUCUCGACCGCCUGAUGAACGAGGGCAUUGCGUUUGUCAUUGACACGUUCAAGCAUCGGAUCCCCAAGUGUCCCACUGGACAACGCCCCGUCAUGAUUGGCAGGAGGAAGGCCUCGUACGAUAAGGUGGACAAAGUGAUGAAACGCUUGGACUUGAUCAUGAAU